This is a messenger RNA of Spirodela intermedia, 9812 nucleotides long. The record is from the annotation of a GenBank genome assembly. Lineage: Eukaryota; Viridiplantae; Streptophyta; Magnoliopsida; Alismatales; Araceae.
AUGUUCGGGUCCAACAACCGUACGUUUCUGCUUCUCGCCCUUGCGCGACACGCUCUUCACUCCAAUCCCCUCUGCUGUUGCUGCGGUUUCGUGAUUUGGGUUUUCUCUUCUCGUGGUCGUUCUGUGUUUCUUCUUGGCUACUUGUCGGCUUCUAUGGGUGGCAAACACUCUGGAGCUCAAUAGGGCAGGCGCUUAUUCGAAUACGGUCGAGUACGCUCUUUCUUUCUGGGGUUUGGAUGUUAUUUGAAUGCCGUCCCGAGUCGCUGCUCGUGGCGUUUCCUCUCAUUCGUUUUGUCGAAAUCGGAAGAUUUUGAAAUACUGAAGCGCAUUGGACAUCCCUCGUUUGUUUUCUGAUUUCAUCCUUUUGGCUGUGGAAGUCUUCUCUUUUGUUUGUUCAUCUCUUUUCGCGAGGGGACUGGUGGGGUUCUAAAACUUUGGUUUUGAUUAGGGCUUUCUCCAACCCAUUCAUAUGCUCUUUCCCACCGUUCCCUUUCUGGUUACGUUUAUGACCUUGCUCUUCUGGCUUAAGCAGCGUUUGGGCAAUCCUCAAGUAGCCCGUUUGGGCAGUCCACAUUAUUCGGGCAAACAAGCAGUGCGACGAGCAAUCCAUUCAGCCCCAGGCCGUUUGGGAGUCCCAGCCCGUUUGGAUCACCUACUGGAAGUUCAAUAUUUGGUAGCACGUCAACUGGCGUCUUUGGGCAGCCAUCAUCGCCGCUGACUUCACCUGCCUUUGGGGCCUCAUCAACGCCAGCUUUUGGGGCUUCAUCAACACCAGCUUUCGGCGCCUCCUCUGCUCCUGCAUUCGGUUCUUCUUCAACUGCCUUUGGAAGUAAGAAUCUCCUGCGCUCCCUCUGCGUUGACUGUUCACUACAAGGCGGCAUGACUCUUAUUUUUUGUUCAGAUGUUGAGAAAAGUCUGUCUCCUCUUUAGUUCUGACACUUCACAUUGAAAAACUUGCUAGCUUUAUUGCCGUAUGACUUUUGUUAAAGGUAGUAUCGUCUACUCCUUAAGUUGAUCUUCUAUGUGGAUGUAUGUAUGUAUUGUAAGGAGUGGUGGUGGUGGUGGUCGAGUCUGUAUGCCCUUGAAAUGUGUACAUCUCGUUCAUAACUUGAUCAGGGAUUCGGUGCUUUGAACGGUUCGAGCUUCCAGACAGUUGCACAGAAUAUGACGAUUGAUGAUUUCGAGACAACAACAAUAGACCUUCGAAUUGUGAAGAUUCUGUGACGAUUCACGAAAAGUCUUUCAUAAUAUCUGUUUGGUUAGACCAAUAUUUGAAUUCGUAUGGAAAACGUUCAAUUCGCACUAGGGUAUCAUAUAUCAACUAUGUAUAUGUAAUCUCAUAGGAUUGGCUAAAUAGUGGCUAUAAUGUGGAGACACAUUGUUUAGAUGACUCUGUAUGACUGGUAUGCUCUCCCUUGUAUGAAUAGCAUUGUAGAAAACUGGUGAAACGUAGGCUAAAAAAUUAAGAGUCACAAAAACCAAAAUGCAAACUUGUUGUAGGUCCCUCUGCCAGCCAAUUCUACAAUUCAGCAAAAUUGGUUAUGAAACACCGUCUCUUUGCUAUCUUCUAUUGGUUCUUCAUCUCUGGGGUAAAAGUUUGAGACUUUGGAACGACUUUUCAAAUCACAAGUCUAAGGCAUUGUAUUUUAAACAUGCAUUUAAAAUUGGCAACCGAUAAAAUUUCUUCUUGCUGUUAGGAUUGAUGAUGGCUUUAAUAUUAUGAGAUAAAGCACGGGUUGAUAUGACAUUCAAGUAGUAAUUGAGAAAUAACAUUUACUUCGUGGGAUGUUCUUAUGUGGCUCUAAGUAAUAAGCCACAUUCUAAGAAUCGAAUUGAUUGGGUAAGUUUGACUAAUAAUCAAACUGCUUGCUCGUUGAAUAUAUUUACCUCUUUGCCUUCCUGAGUGGCCAUAUUAUGAUCUGUAUUGUACCUUACAAUUGUCAAUUGGUUAAUAGUGGUUCUAAACUCCACUCGUCUGUUAUCUAGAACUCCCCUGUAACUGCAAUUUCUCCUUGAAUGAACUCAUUUUAUCCUUUUUUUUUUUAACUAUAGAUAGUCCCUCGUGACAGCAACGAACCUACAUACUGUAAUGUAAAGUUCAGCUUGUAGUUUGUUUUCUGCUGGAAUCCUAAAUGUGCAUGUUAAUGUCUUGUGUCUAUUUUCUAUUUCGCAAUAAAUCGUUCUCAUGAAUAUUUCUAGCGGUUAACCCUCCAUCUGAAUAUAAAAAUCAUACCUCUUGAGCUUUCCAUGUGGGCAACUCUUAUGAGAGCAAAAAAUAAGAGUUUUAAUCAUGUCUUUAUUCUAGAGAACAUAUCUAAGGUUCAGAAUCCAUCCCCGUGUUCUAUGAAAAAAGUUCAUUGGGUUUUUUUUAUCUUAAACUUUUCCAUGAUUUAUUAAGUAUGCCGACUCGGUCCAUCUUUUAUAAGAUCAUCUUUGUCAUCAUCAUCCUCCAAGUCACCAAUUCCAUUGUUCAGGGAUAUAUACUGUUCUUCCAUUCUUCUCUAUCAUAAAUCAUAUUCAGAUUUAGCAUGUAUCACUUUAAUGUCUAUCUAUGUGUCUUUUGGUCUACUUCUAUUUCGUAACGACAAUAAAAAUGAUAAGCAUCGUUUGUACUCUGUCUAAUGGUGCAAAAUUUUACUCCCUCUUGUUCAUGUUUCUCUACUUUCCCUCGAUAUUCACCAGACUGUUUUUAUUCGAACUCCAUUCAUCUUGCUAACGCACUAUUCUGCUCUAUAUUAUGGUCCUGCCAGUCUGAUUACAAUUCUUCAAAACCUCCUCGUCAUUCUAAUGGAAGUAUGGUGAUGUGAAAGUACUCUAAGGGCCCUUCAGUAGUUGGCUAAGCAUUUUGAGAUGCAGCGAAAGUUUAUUUACAUCAUGGUUAUUGAGGCUGCCUCCUCUAGCAUAUUGUCUUCGGAUGACAGAGGGGUCUGGAGCCCUCUGCUCUCGUGGGACUUGUCCUCCUUUUUGCCAUGCUGCAUAUCUUCUUGUUUUUCAGUCCAAAAAUCUGGUUCCCAGGAGACUUGCAAUUUACUUUCACAUGAAUUCACCAAUGUCAUAGAUAAACCCAUUUGGGAUGAGCUCUCAAAGGCUCUUUUUGGGAAUGCAAUUAGAAAUUCUCUGAUUGGGACACUAUUGAGACGUUGAUCAUAGUUCUCGUGGGAUAGACCAAUGUUAUCUGCCAAUGUCAUAGUGGCAUCUGAAACCUAAAUAUAAUUCUUUUUUUUUCCUCCAUAUCUUGUGACUCGUCAAAUUUUCGAAAUUUCGAGUUUGAUAUUAGUAAAUGCUCAGGUAGUUAUCGGAAUCACCCCUUCCAGUGAGUAUUCACGUUAAUAAGACAGGCAGAUGCUUUUGGAUAUUUCAUGUGUAUCCUUUGUGUCAUGUCAUUUUUCAGUAUAUUGAGUUGUGGUGCCAUUUUCCCUCAUUCAGGCUCAUCUAUUUUUGGGGCCAAGCCAACUUUUGGUGGUUUUGGUUCCACUCCCAGCCAAACAAGUCCAUUUGGUGGUACACCUCAGCAAACACAGCCAGCUUUUGGAGGCAGUCUUUUUGGUUCCACUACAACCUUUGGGGCAAGUCAACCUGCAUUUGGUGCAACCAGCACACCGGCAUUUGGUUCCACAACCUCCCCCUCAUUUGGUGCAACUCCAGCAUUAUCAUUUGGAGCCACUAGUACCCCGGCUUUUGGUGCUACAACAACACCUGCAUUUGGUGCUACUAGUACCCCAGCAUUUGGCUCUACAAGUUCUCCACUCUUUGGGAGUACAGGAACAGCGUUUGGAGUUUCAAGUGCCCCAGCCUUUGGUUCCACACCAGCUUUUGGAGCAUCCUCUACCUCAAUUUUUGGACCCUCAAGUACUCCAGCGUUUGGAUCUUCAAGUGUUCCUGCUUUUGGCGCAUCAAGUACACCUAGUUUCGGUUUUACUUCAACACCUGCAUUUGGACAGUCAGCAUCUACGUUUGGUAGCAGUCCAUUUGGAUCAACUUCUCCUUUUGGUGCGCAGAGUUCUCCAUUUGGUAUGGAUUUCUUUCUUUCACCUGGAUAGCAGGAAGCCACUGGCACUUACGAGUUCAAUUUGGAUUGGAAGAAGAUAUUGUCUCAUUAUUUCCUUUCAUUUUUCUAUUUUUUCUUUUUUUAAUACCCUCAAUUUUGAAUGCCUCCCAGGAGCCCAGACAACAACACCCACAUUUGGAACCCCCGGUUUUGGUCAACAAGCAUUUGGAGGUCAGCAAGGUGGGAGUAGGGUAGCAUCAUAUACCCCCACUCCUGAGGUAGAUGGCGGUACUGGUGCACAGGCUACUGGAAAGCUGGAAUCAAUUUCGGCUAUGCCUGUCUAUAAAGACAAGAGCCAUGAGGAGUUGAGAUGGGAGGACUACCAACGCGGAGACAAAGGUCCUUCAAUAGUGCCGUUUUUUUAAGUUUUACUCGCGUAUCUUGCUUUAUGGCUGAUAUGAUUUUAGUUGUUGUUCAUGUUAAAUUGCUACGAGCUCUUUGGCAGUGGAGCUUUUCCAUAGCUCUAACAGGCACAAUUCAUGGAAUAGCAAAAAUAACAGAGAAGCUAAACGUAUCCAUAUCAAACAUAGAAAGUUCCUCCAGCCACUGUCUGUCGGGAAAAGACAGGAAUUAGUGUACGCCAUCAAAAAAAAUUGUCACUGGAUGCCCAACGAUUCCCGAGAAGAGGCGCUGGGAAAUAUGAUAAUCCAUUGGGUAAAUAUACAUCAUCAUGCUUAGGAAGUUCAGACUAUUGCAUUAUUCUAUGAUCAAUGGAUUGAUGCGUCCAAAUAGAAUGGGACAUUUCCUUUCCUGGUAACACAUCUAAUAAGUAUAUGUCAUGGCGAGCAGUUAUAUCAUGCCCAAACUAAGGAGGCAUGUAGGUACCAUCCUACCAGAGUGGCCAACCUAUGCCAAUAAUAAGAGGUAAAAAAGAUAUAUAGAACAUGAUGAAAAAAACCCAGGUAAAACAAUUGUGAAAAUUGUCCAAAACUUGCUUUAGAGAUGUUUUGCUUGAUAGCGUAGGUCUGUUAAGUGUUACAACCGCGUGAAUUUCAGGGACUUUUAAAGUGCAUUUAAGGAUGUCUGGUACAUAGGUGGCUGCAGAAUUCAUUCAUUUCCUUUGAAUGAUACCUUAAUCUGAUUGUGAACUGAUUGAUCGCUAGGAUGGCAACAUUCUGUCUGAGCAUUCUUGCAGAUAGAUUCCUUGUUUUUCUUAUUUGUCUGUCUGGAACCAAUGUUUGCUAUAUGUUUUAGGUUUUCAUGCAACUUACAUGAUUUUAUACAGGGGGUCCAAGCCCGGCUGGGCAAGCUGCAGGUGGUUUUAGUUUUCCAUCAACACAGCCAAGCCCUUUUGGCGCCACUAGUACAUUUGGUCAGACGCCUGCAUUCUCUAGUGCGGCCACCAGUCCCUUCGGUCAAAAGCCAGCCUUUGGAUCUACUGGCUUUGGUGCCUCAUCAACACCGGCAUUCAGCUCGCCAUUUGGUGUAUCCUCAUCGAGCCCAUUUGGUGUAUCCACAGCUGCUUCUACUGCCCCAUCUCUUUUUGGAGGUUCCACUCCUGCCUUCGGCGCCACUUCCACUCCUCCAUUCGGUGCCAGUUCAACUCCUGCAUUUGGUGCGAGUUCAACUCCUGCAUUUGGUGCUAGUUCCUUUCCUGCAUUUGGUGGGAGCUCAACUCCAGCAUUCGGUGCUAGUUCCACUCCAGCAUUUGGAGCUAGCUCGACUCCUGCAUUUGGUGCCGGCUCUACUCCGCUUUUUGGUGGAUCAGUUACAUCUGCUUUUGGUUCUUCGCCAUUUGGUUCUUCUGCUGUGGGAACGACGCCGGCAUUUGGCUCUAGCUUGCCUUUUGGUGGUACUCAACCGUCUGGACUGUUCCAGUCUUCUCCGUCUUUUGGACAGACACCAUCGCUUUUUGGACAGGCGAGUAGUGGAUUUGGACAGACAAGCUCUGUUUUUGGUUCAAGUAUCUUUGGUGCCCCGUCAACUGGGUUUGGAGGGGGCUUAUUCAGCAGUUCAACAUCAUCACUCAUUCCUUCUUCCAGUCCUUUGGGUUUCAGCCAAGCACCUGUAAGUAACACUUGAGAAUAGUGAAAUUUGUGUGCUGCUUUUAUCUUCUACUUGUCUUAGUUGUUUUUAUCUUUUUCUAAAUGAUGGAAUUGCAUUUAGUUCCCACUGCGAGCUAGUCUUGCAUGAGAAUGCUCUCUGAAGUUAAACAGCGUUAAUUCAUGUCCAUCGACAGGCUUCUCUCUCAAGCCCUUUCCAGCUAGCUGCUCCACCUCAGACAUCGGGUGCUAUUUCAUUUGGUGGCUUUGGUCAACCACAACCAGGUAUUUUGAAUUUCACUUUAUAUUUUAUCCGUAUUUUUUAAAAUUUGCAGUCAUUUGAUUUAUCUCUGUGGUACAUUUUUCAGGCACAAGUGGCUUUGGCGGUGGUCAGGGCAUCUUUGGGGCAUCGUAAGUAUGGAUUCCUUUCCUGUUCAUGGUGUGCGAUUUUUACCAAGGAGAAGGAUAAUAUUUGACAUGGAACCAAUAUGUUCAGUAUUACUGUCCAAUCUAAUAACAUUUUGGAAUUUCAUUGACGACCAAAUAAGUGUUAUUAUAUAACUCAUUUGUUGAACUUCUGAAGAUUCUCUCUCUCUCUCUCUCUCUCUCUCUCUCUCUCUCUCUCUCUCUCUCUCUCUCUCUCUCUCUCUUUGGUGAUUAAAAUAAUAUUUUUACAACAUGGAAUUGUGACUUCGAAUUCUAGUGGUUUACUUUGUGGUUCCUUGUGUCCAUUUUAUAGCGCUGUUCUUCAGCCUGGUGUCGCGAUGCAACCUUCUCCCCUUGCAAGUCCAUUUGGUAUGCUUCCGAGUGUGCCUCAGAUGUCCAUUGGCCGAGGUGGCUCUGCUCCUUCUGUUCAAUAUGGAAUUUCUAGCAUGCCCGUAAGUGCCAGGCUCUCCUGUAUUCCAUCUACGUUGUUGUUUUGAUCAGUUAUUUUCUGUGCUUUUUUAUUCCUUUCUUCAGCCAGACCUAUGAUUCUGGUUAUCGUUGAACUUGACCAUUCUUUGCCAUUCCCAGAACUGCUGCAUAGACCUUCUUACUAAGCAAGGAAGUGCAAUUUUGUUUAUUAACAGGUUUCUGAAAGGCCUGCUCCCAUGAGAAUUUCGUCGUUGUUAACCCCUAGACAUUUGACCCAGAGAAGGAUCAAGUUGCCUCCGAGGAAAUAUCAUCCUAAAACUGAUGGGCCAUUGGUGAGUACUCUUGCAGUCAAGUUGAAGUUUGGACAGAACAGUUUAACCGUUUUUUUAAAGGAUAAAAAUCUCACUUUGACAAUAUGCAGGUGCCAUUCUUCAGCGAAGAUGAAGAAACAACAUCUACGCCGAAGGCAGAUGCUUUUUUCAUUCCUAGAGAGAAUCCGAGAGCCUUGAUUGUCCAUCCAAUCGAGAAAUGGCCUCCGCGGACUGCCACAGAGAAGCAGUCUGUGUCAAAAGAUGAUUCCAUUCGAGUCCAUGAAAAUGGUAAGUCUUAUCAGAUGCACCGUCCCGUUAUGAUCUUGACAAUGACUGACGAUUGCUCGUGAUUUUGUCUAUCUUUGAUGUCUAGUUCAGUUGUUCGCUCACAUGUGGGAUCAUUAGAUACCUACCUACUUUUCUGUAGACCACUGUCCAAUUUUCACUGUUCGUGAAAUCUUUAAGAAACCUCAAGAGUUUCUUUACAAGCACUUGCCCUUGACCUCUAAUGCCCACGUUCUAGACAUGCGAAAGACAUCCAUGUUGGCCCAUAUGAUUAAUGAUGAUGAUAAUCUGCCUUCAGGGAGGAUCCAUAUUAAGAUUUAUUACUUCGAUUAAAGAUGACCACUUUCUAGAAUUUUGAAGCUGAGCAAAAAGUUUUGGAUAUUAAUUGCAGAAGGGCACUUCGAAGGUGUAGAAAAUUAAAUAAAAAAAUGAAAUUGAAAUAUUUGAUUUACAAAAACGGAAUACUGGUGGAAGAUUAUCUCUCUGAUCCAUGACAUUAAUUGGUGGCUCCAUUUUUACCUGUGGAUGUCUUUGUGAAUUAUGGACAGUAUUAUUUUCCUAGUCUUUCAUAUUUUUGAUGCUGGAGCAUGUCAAGAUUUUACUUGAGCCAUGUACUCCCCCAGGUAUAUAUAACUGGUGAUUACAAUGGGCCUUUGAAGGCUCCAUUGGAAGCUUCAUGAACGUGCUAGGGAGAUGAAUUAUAUUACAUUAUUACAUGAUCAACUCCGUCUUCAAAAUUAAAGGGUUAUUUGGUGGUCUAUACCUCUGAAAUCGCAUUGCUUUUUUUCAGGUAAAUCCACGGGGGAGCCAUCUACUCCUGCUAGAGACGGGUCUACUGCAGAAGACUAUACUGGUACGUUCCUUUUAUGUAUAUUUAUAUAAAUCUUUGUGUGCACAUAUUUUGUGUUUGAGAUCUUGAUGACGCCUUUCUAGUUGCAUAUGCAGCAUAGGCUUUGCUUUAUGAAGAAAAGUGGAUUUUCCAUGUAUUACUGAGACACUUGGAAGCAAAGAUUGAAAACAUAGCCAAGAUUUUUUAUGCAUCUCCCAGGAGCAAUGACUUGAAAAUGCCCUCUUAUCUAAUACAUUUUUUUUUUUAAAAUGAAAAUUUAAAAUACCACAUGUUCCAUUUUCAUCAACUGUAGCCCAUUUGGUGCCAGUUGUGAUCGAAACCAGGGCCUAAUUUUUGGUGUCAUUUGUGUUCCCCGACUUUUCCAAUUAUACCGUGCUUUCACUAACAAUCUUGCUACGUAAGGAAUUUAGAUCAGUAGCUGUCGUUAUUAUUUGAUUAAACCAAUUAUAUAAUGUUUUGAAGAUGGCCCGGAUUAUGAAAUCUCCAAACCCAGUUUUUUUUUUUUUUUUUUUUUUCCUCUUCUUCCACUUUUUCUUGUUCUCUUUGUGAAGUGGGCAAGAAGGUUCGCAUGAGCUUGCUACCUUCCACUCAUCAUGUAUGGCUUUAGCCAUCUCUCUCUCUCUCUCUCUCUAGAUAUAUAUAUAUAUAUAUAUGUAUGUAUAUAUGUACGCAGCAAUCAAUUGUCUGUUCAUACCCCCCCACAUAAUAAACCAGUUUCCCCUUUUGUUUUCCUUUGGACUUCUCCAUAACAACUUCAUUGUUUCUGCUGACAUUACCCAAAUCACCGUUUUUGUGAAUCCAAAGCCGCUCAGGUUGAGAACGGCCGCGGUAGAAGGGGUCCUGGCGACCAUCCCCACAACGGCGGAGAAUCCUCCAAUGGGUCAGCCCCCCGGCACAGUGCGGCUGAGGCGGCGGCGGCAGGAGCAGCAGCAUCAGCCGUUGACAUUGAAUCCAUCCUGCCGAGGCUUCGCCACCCCGAGUACUACACCGAGCCCCAGCUCCAGGAACUCGCCGCCAAGGAGAGGGCCAACCCGGGAUUCUGCUCCCGCGUGAAGAACUUCGUGGUCGGGCGGCGCGGCUACGGCAGCAUCAAAUUCGACGGAGAGACGGACGUGAGGGGGCUCGACCUGGAGGCCAUCGUGGAGUUCAACAGCCGCGAGGUGGUGGUGUAUGGGGACGAGGUGAGGAAGCCGCCGGUGGGGAAGGGGCUGAACCGCCCCGCAGAGGUGACGCUGCUGAACGUGCGGUGCGCCAACAGAAAGACCGGGGAGGUGUACACAGAGGGGCCCAAGGUGGAGAGGUACGAGGAGAUGCUGAGGAAGAAGGUCAGGGAGCAGGGUGCGGAGUUCGUCUCCUUUGAUGCGGGCAAGGGUGAGUGGAAGUUCAGGGUGGACCAUUUCAGCCGGUAUCACCUCCUCGACGACGACGAACAAGAAGAGGACGAAAAGGAAAAGGAGCAGGAAGGGGUUCUGAGUUGUUGA